GCUACUUCAUCCACGACAGCCUUGACAUCAUCUUCAACCACCAGUCUCGCUCGUCAUGGGAGUACCUGGUGCACCACGCCAUGGCCAUCUCUGCCUUCGUCUCGCUCAUCAUCACUGGCCGUUUCCUCGUGGCAGCGAUGCUGCUGCUGCUGGUGGAGGUGAGCAACAUCUUUCUCACCAUCCGCAUGCUGCUGAAGAUGAGCAACGUGCCUUCCCCGGCGCUCUACGAGGCCAACAAGUAUGUCAACCUGGUGGUGUACUUCGCCUUCCGCCUGGCACCUCAGGCUUACCUCUCCUGGUACUUCCUCCGCUACGUGGAGGUGCAGGGCCAGGGUGCCUUCCUCGCUAUCAACCUCCUGCUGCUUGAUGCCAUGAUCCUCAUGUACUUCUCCCGUCUCCUCCGCUCCGAUUUUUUCCCCUCCCUGCGCAAGGGCUCUGCAGGGAGAGACGUGGAUGGUGACAAGUUUCUGAUAGACUGA
Apaloderma vittatum (bar-tailed trogon) is the source of this 479-nucleotide messenger RNA. It is a transcript of the gene TLCD1, whose product is annotated as TLC domain containing 1. The transcript has 2 exons. The annotation marks the transcript as partial. NCBI's taxonomy places the organism in Eukaryota, Metazoa, Chordata, Aves, Trogoniformes, Trogonidae. The record is from RefSeq and is a predicted model, not a curated record. Gene Ontology annotation, cellular component: plasma membrane. Gene Ontology annotation, biological process: plasma membrane organization; regulation of membrane lipid distribution; phospholipid homeostasis.